AUUUAUUUUUUAUAUUCAAAUCUCUUUAUAUAUGUCGUAUGACUUUUUAUUUAUAAAUCGAUUUUUAUUAUAAAAAAAAGAAAAGAAAAAAAAGAUAGUGAUAAUAUUACUCGUACUAUGUAAUCCCGCCAAACCCAAUCCAGACCACCACAAAAAAAUCAAGCAAUGUCUUCUUUUUCUUUCACCCCUUUUUCUCUCCUCCCCAAACCCACCUCACCUCGUUUCCACCCCAUCAAAUUCUCCCUCUCCCAACCACCACAACCACCACCUAACCCAAAACCCACCAAACCCGAACCCAAAUUUAAGUCAUGGGUCAGCCCAGAUUGGCUCACUUCCUUAACCCGAACACUAACCUUCACCCAAGACGAUUCCGGCAUACCCAUUGCCAGUGCUAAGCUCGAGGAUGUUUCUGAGCUUCUUGGUGGUGCCCUCUUUCUUCCCUUGUUUAAAUGGAUGAACACUUAUGGACCCAUUUAUCGUUUAGCUGCCGGCCCCCGGAAUUUUGUGGUUGUCAGUGAUCCUGCUAUUGCUAAGCAUGUUUUGAGGAAUUAUGGGACCAAGUAUGCUAAAGGUCUUGUUGCUGAGGUUUCUGAGUUCCUUUUUGGCUCCGGUUUCGCCAUUGCCGAAGGCUCGCUUUGGACGGCAAGGCGCAGGGCUGUUGUUCCGUCACUUCACAAGAGGUAUCUAUCAGUAAUAGUUGAGCGGGUAUUUUGCAAAUGUGCUGAAAGGAUGGUGGAGAAGCUAAAAGCCAGUGCAGCCAGUGGUACAUCUGUGAACAUGGAGGCCGUAUUUUCACAACUUACGCUCGAUGUCAUUGGCCUAUCAUUAUUCAACUACAAUUUUGAGUCGCUGACUACUGAUAGUCCAGUCAUUGAUGCUGUUUACACUGCACUAAAAGAGGCAGAGAAUCGUUCUACUGAUAUUCUACCAUAUUGGAAGGUUAAAGCCUUGUGUAAAGUUGUUCCCAGACAAAUAAAAGCUGAGAAAGCAGUUGAAAUCAUCAGAGACACUGUCGAAGAGCUUAUUGCAAAGUGUAAGGAAAUCGUCGAAGCUGAAGGUGAAAAGAUAGAUAAUGAAGAAUAUGUCAAUGAAGCCGAUCCAAGUAUAUUACGUUUCUUGCUGGCUAGCAGGGAGGAGGUAUCAAGCAUACAACUACGAGAUGACCUCUUGUCAAUGCUAGUUGCUGGGCAUGAAACCACUGGUUCAGUGUUAACAUGGACAGCGUAUCUUUUAAGUAAGGAUCCUUCAUCUUUGUCAAAAGCAAAACAAGAAGUCGACAAUGUUCUCCAAGGAAGGCUUCCUUCCUACGAAGAUACCAAAGAACUCAAGUUUUUGACACGUUGCAUAUUAGAGUCAAUGCGUCUGUAUCCACAUCCUCCAGUUUUGAUAAGAAGAGCUCAAGUUGACGACACCCUUCCUGGAAAUUACAAGGUCAAUCCUGGUCAAGAUAUAAUGAUAUCAGUAUACAAUAUCCAUCAUUCAUCUCAGGUGUGGGAAAGGGCUGAAGAGUUUGUUCCAGAAAGGUUUGAUUUGGAGGGUCCAGUUCCUAAUGAAACAAACACUGAUUUCAGGUUUAUACCAUUUAGUGGAGGACCUCGUAAAUGUGUAGGUGAUCAGUUUGCUUUGUUGGAAGCAAUUGUAGCUCUUGCAAUCCUUCUUCAGAACAUGGAUUUUGAGCUGAUCCCAGAUCAGGACAUUACUAUGACCACUGGAGCAACUAUCCAUACAACAAAUGGCUUGUACAUGAGGGUGACUGAACGUGCAAAAGAACCCAUACUUGCUACAUGAUUAUAGGUGUUCAUCAAAUGAGCUGGCUUUUUUCAUGCUGCGGAAUGCAUUUGUUGUGCCAUCUAACAAACUGAAGCGAUCUUCUGCCGUGUUGUCAAGACAGUUUGAAGCUUUCAAAUCUCAAUUGCUGCUGCAAAGCGGAGUAACCUCAAUUACCAACUGUUGAAUCAGUGAACAAUAAGAGAUCGAUUACAUCCCCUCAAACGGGUUUAGAUGUGUAAAAAAUAGAAAACAACUAUAAGAUUCUUGUACACAUAUUUUUACAUACAUAAUAGUUGAUAGUUCAGCCAUAAUUAU
Molecule: messenger RNA, 2085 nt
Organism: Chenopodium quinoa (quinoa)
Lineage: Eukaryota; Viridiplantae; Streptophyta; Magnoliopsida; Caryophyllales; Amaranthaceae
Product: carotene epsilon-monooxygenase, chloroplastic-like
Exons: 10
Coding region: 166-1788 (540 amino acids)
Biological process (GO): carotenoid biosynthetic process
Cellular component (GO): chloroplast
Molecular function (GO): heme binding; iron ion binding
Source: RefSeq, a predicted model, not a curated record